AUGAGUUUGGUGUUAUCAAGUGAUGCAAAGCCCAGAUUGAAAUGGACUCAAGAACUGCACCAAAGAUUUGUCGAUGCCGUUAUUCACCUCGGCGGCCCGGAGAAGGCUACUCCAAAAUCCUUGAUGAGGGUCAUGGGCAUUAGUGGGCUCACUUUGUACCACCUCAAGAGCCAUUUACAGGCAAAUAUAUAUAUAUAUAUAAAUAUAUUGUUUUUAUUAGAUGAAAUUAAUAUCUGUUUUUUUCUUGUUAGUCUCUGUUGGAAUAAGAAAAAAUCACUUAAUUAUGCUUUUUUUUUCAGAAGUUUGCAGGUAGCUCAAGCUCUGCAGAUGCAAAUGGACGUGCAAAAGAAACUUCAUGAACAAAUCGAGGUGCAAAAGCAUCUGCAGCUAAGAAUCGAAGCGCAAGGAAAGUAUCUACAUUCUGUCCUGAAAAAGGCACACGACACGCUUUCCGAAUACGGUGGUGUUCGCUCGAUUGAGGUGGAACAAGUAAAAGCACAACUUUCCCAGUUGGUGUCGAUGGUCGACUCGGGAUGUUCGAAUUCGUCAAUUUCAGUGCUGACCGAAAGCGACAGCUCAAUGUUGCAAAACCGAAGAGAAAAUAAAUUAUCGAUCGGACAUCAUUAUGGUUAUUCGGUCGAGACUUCUCUUACAUCGUCCGAUAGCUCAGAAAGAAAUGUUAAUCAUUCUGAAAAAGAUCAUAAGCUGAAGCAAAAUCGGGUCGUGCUGCCGCUUAUGGAGAUGCAUCCAGCAAAACAAGAAACUAAGAGAAGGAAAAAGUGUGAUGAGUUGAAGGGUUUCGACUUGAAUUGCAAGUCGAUGAACGAAUCGAAUUCGGGCGCCAAAGGUUUAGAUUUGAAUUGCAAUGGAGUAGAGAUGGUUUGUGCCCCUUUUAGUGUGUAA
Molecule: messenger RNA, 903 nt
Organism: Striga hermonthica
Lineage: Eukaryota; Viridiplantae; Streptophyta; Magnoliopsida; Lamiales; Orobanchaceae
Source: the annotation of a GenBank genome assembly